Messenger RNA from Eimeria mitis, 1221 nucleotides. RefSeq lists its product as uncharacterized. Bases 1 to 1221 code for a protein of 406 amino acids. The transcript has 3 exons. The record is from RefSeq and is a predicted model, not a curated record. NCBI's taxonomy places the organism in Eukaryota, Apicomplexa, Conoidasida, Eucoccidiorida, Eimeriidae.
AUGAUAGAGAGGGGGCCCCCCCACCCCUUCCCCCCCAUCGACUACUGUGUGUCGGUAGCAGGGGCCCCCCGUUCUGCUGCUGCUGCCUGGGGGCCCCCUGCUGCAGCAGCACCAGCAGCAGCAUCGUCUGCUGCAGCAGCAGCAGCAGCAGCAGCAGCAGCAGCAAGAGAUGGUUGCUUACUCAGCCCCCCAUCGCCUCCUCUGUGUAUACACUCUCCCCCCUAUUCAGGUGUAUAUGCAGCUACAGCAGCAAUAGAGAGAUACUGCCCACAGACAUAUCCUAGCCCCCCCUCUGCUGCUGCUGCUGCUGCUGCUGCUGCUGCUGCUUCUGCUGCUGCUAGUGCUGCUCCUGCUGCAGCGGGAGCUGCAGCAGGAACCACCAGCAGCAGAUACCUUGAAGCAGCAGCAGCAGCAGCAGCAGCAGCAGCAGCUCUACAAAUGCCAACCAAAGGAUUCCUUACAGGCACAUACACCCCACAGCAGCAGCAGCAGCAGCAGCAGCAACAGCAGCAGCAGCAGCAGCAGCAGCAGCAGGUUUUUGCUUCAGGUAUAUCUACCCCCGUACCCCCCUAUGCAUAUCAUCAGGGGGGCCCCCCACCAGCUGUCUCCUCUCCCACUGUCUCCUCCGCCUGUCUCCCCUCAACUGCUUCACAGCGCUCUGAGGGGGCCCCCGCUGGGGGCCCCCCUGGGGGCCCCCCUGGGGGGCCCCCGUACCCAUGGGGGGCCCCCAGUGAUGGUGGUGUUUGUGGUUUUGUUUCUGGUGGGGGGUACCCAUGGGGGGCCCCCAGUGAUGGUGGUGUUUGUGGUUUUGUUUCUGGUGGGGGGGGAGGAGAGAGAGAAGGAGAUAGAGAGAAAGAAAAAGGAGAGAGAGAGAAAGAAAAAGAAGAGACAGUGCAGCAGCAAGCAGCAGGAGACAGCAGCAGGUUGCUGCUGUCUCCUUUUGGGGAGAGUCUAGACUCUGAUGAGGCCAUACAAAUGCUGCAGCAAGCAUUCAGCAGCAGCAGCAGCAGCAAACAGCAGCAGCAGCAGCAGCAGCAGCAGCAGCAGCAGCAGCAGCAGCAGCAGCAGCAGCAGAGAGCUGCUGCUCUGCCUCGGUUUAGCUGCAGCGAGGAGCUGCUGAGACACAGCGAUGUCUAUGGGGGAGACAAACCCCUGCUGCUGCAGCAGCAGCAAGCAGACAAAAAGGAGACAGACAAAAAGGAGACAGGUAAAUAUAUAUAA